UAAUAUAUUUGGUUUUUCGAGAGUUUUAUCUUUAUUUUCCUUUCGUGUCAUUUUUUGGUUAUUUUGGCGGUAUCCAUAUCGAAAUUCCCUCCGAAAUUCAGAACGGUGUGUAAAUCCCCAGCGCGUCCAUCCAAUCCGGGACGUGUAUCACCACGGAAACCGUGAGCGAAAGGCCACAACAACAGCCGCCAACGUUGGAGCGCGUGUGAGUGUUUUUACAGCCGCUGACGAAAUAGAGAUAGUUCCAGCACACACCAAAGAGCAAGUCGCUCCAUACACACACAUUUCAGUGCCCAGCGAGCAGUCCCGCAGCAGCAGUCCCGUAUCCGCCGAUCCCCCACAGAUCCCAUCAACAUCAUCAUCACCAUGUCCAGCGAGGCCAACACACCCGUUCUGCCCAACUGCAUCCGUCUGCCGCUGCCGGAGGACGAGCUGCUGGAGGUGACGGCCAAGGCCAAGGACUAUGCCAUCAUGCACGGCGCUGCCAUGCGUUCCAAGACCGCCUUUAGCCCGGAUUCCCUCAACUUCGCACCCUUCGUGCUGGUUCCAUCGUCAUUUCCCCGCAAGGAGUUCGAAAAGGCGGUGGCCCUGCAGCCAAUUAUUAAUCGGUUAAUGCACAAUGUGGCCCACGACGAGGAGUUCAUCACCACAACGCUGGCGGAAACGAUCAAGGUGGACGAGUUCACGGCCAAUCUGUUCAACAUAUAUCGAAAGGUCCUGGCGCACGGCUUCACCCAGAAAAUAUCGCUGGGAAUGCUGCGCAGCGACCUAAUGCUGGAGUCUGGCUGUCCGGAGCUAUCACCGCGGGCCCAGCGUCCGGCGGCUGGUGAGGAUUUGGAUUUGGACUGUGUGGCUGUGGAUGCGGAUAUGGCUGUAAAUGCUGUGGGGACUGCUGCAGCUGGCACUGGCAGGAAGGUAGUAGCGGCGGCGGCGGAAGCGAGCACGGAGCAGGAGGAGGAGCAACUGAAGCAAAAAGUGGCCAAUACCAUUCAGUCCGCUUACUGCUGCUGGAAACAAGUCGAGAUCAAUACAAUAGCUUCGGGCUUUGGCCAUUUGGGACCAGCAAGUAAAACCAUACAAAGAUUUGUACUUAGUGAGCUGGGACAUGCGGAUAAGCUGCACAAUAUGCCGAAUAACAAUGCCCUCGCUGGACUCUGCGAUGGCAUGGUCAAGGCCUGGGACAUUUAUGGCAAGCCCAAGGCAGUCAUCCUGUUCAUCAUCGAGGACGUGUCCUAUAACAUUUGUGAUCAGCGUUUCCAUGAGUUCUACAUUCGGGAGACCUAUCCGCACAUCAAGGUACUGCGCCGCACCCUCACCGAUGUCCACAAAGAGGGCAAGCUGGGCCAGUCCAAGGAGUUGCUACUUGGCAAUCUGGAGGUGGCCGUCAUCUAUUUCCGUGCUGGCUACGAGCCCGGUCACUAUCACUCGCAGGCCGAGUGGGAUGCCCGCUAUUUGAUGGAGACAUCUUUGGCCAUCAAGUGUCCAUCGAUUCACUAUCAUUUGGCUGGGACCAAGAAGGUGCAACAGGCUCUGGCUCAGCCGGCCGUAUUGGAGCGCUUUAUCAAUGAUCCGGAUGAGAUUAAGGCGGUGGGCAAGAUCUUUACGGGUCUGUAUUCCCUGGACGACAAUGAGGCAGGCAAUGCCACCUAUGAGAUGGCUUUGCGUACUCCCGAAAAGUUCGUGCUGAAGCCACAGCGAGAAGGUGGCGGCAAUAAUGUGUACGGUGUGGAUAUUCCCGAUGCCCUCAAGCGCAUGUCGCGCGUGGAGCGCUCCGCCUGGAUCCUGAUGGACCUCAUCCACCCGCCGCUGACCAAGGGCUAUAUGGUGCGUCCUGGAGGCGAUAUGCCGCCCCAGAUCGUUGAUAUGGUCUCUGAGCUGGGCAUCUUCGGUGUGGUGAUCGGGGAUGCCGAGCAUAUUGUCCAUAACUACCAGGCGGGACACAUGCUGCGCACGAAGCUCUCGACGGCCAAUGAGGGCGGUGUGGCCGCCGGCCUGGGCGCCCUCGACAGUCCCUAUUUGAUUGAUAGCGAUGACGAGCAGAACUAGAGAGAUUCCGGACAGUCCUACGGGAUCGCAUGGCAUUCCAUCCUGUUGCCUCAAUAUUAUUAUAUAUAUUAUGUAUAAAGGAUUAUUUUUGUAAUUGUUUCCCCCCGCUCCGCGCCCCAAAAAAGUGCAAUAAUAAACAAAAUGUGAAGGUA
Drosophila serrata is the source of this 2198-nucleotide messenger RNA. It is a transcript of the gene Gss2, whose product is annotated as Glutathione synthetase 2. The record is from RefSeq and is a predicted model, not a curated record. Gene Ontology annotation, molecular function: glutathione synthase activity; ATP binding; glutathione binding. Gene Ontology annotation, cellular component: cytosol. Gene Ontology annotation, biological process: glutathione biosynthetic process. NCBI's taxonomy places the organism in Eukaryota, Metazoa, Arthropoda, Insecta, Diptera, Drosophilidae.